Carassius gibelio (silver crucian carp) is the source of this 1874-nucleotide messenger RNA. RefSeq names its product endonuclease domain-containing 1 protein. Gene Ontology annotation, molecular function: hydrolase activity; metal ion binding; nucleic acid binding. The record is from RefSeq and is a predicted model, not a curated record. The coding region runs from base 51 to 965 and encodes 304 amino acids. The transcript has 2 exons. Lineage: Eukaryota; Metazoa; Chordata; Actinopteri; Cypriniformes; Cyprinidae.
CUAUCAAAGAAGCAGUCAAGUGAGAUUGUCGAGAAGCUCCUUUGACUAAAAUGCGUCCCUCGGUCAUCCUUCUGGCCCUUGCCAUCACAACUUGGCUCUCUGAAAACUGGGGAACUGCAACCGUAGUUGAAGACUUCAACCAUGUCGAGAGAUGCAAGGAAUCGCUGUAUAUGGGCACCCCACCACGAGGCUUCAGAGACAGCAGACUGAAGAAGAUCUGCCAGCAUUAUGCUGACAAACCCAGAUACGUGACCCUGUACGACUCCAAAAACCGUAUCCCGGUUUACUCUGCAUACACCUUCAAGAAAACAGAGGGCGAUCGGCGUGUGGACUAUCCCUGGAUGUAUGAACCGCAGCUUGCAGAGCUUGACGGGAAUGGGAACAUGCUGCCGUUCCCCACCGGAUACUUACACAUGAAGUUUGAGGACAGCCAGGCGGUUUUGGAUGACUACUCUGAUGUGGUUCUGUACGAGAGAGGCCAUCUGAAUCCAGACCAGCACCAGUCAGACCCACAGGACCGAGCAGCCACCUACACGCUUACCAACGUUGUGCCAGAAAUCCGUGAGUUUAACAUCGGACCAUGGCGCGAACACGAAGAGCGCAUCCGCGUGCGCCUCAACAACUUCUGCCGGGGUAGAGCCUAUGUUGUAACUGGGGUUACCACUACUGGAAACAUGAUCCGGCGCAACAACCAGGACCGGGUUGGCAUCCCCGAAGACGUGUGGUCUGCCUACUGCUGCACCGAUUACGACCGGAACGCACCACACAACAUACGCAUCCGUUUCCCCACACAAGCAGCCCUCGCUAAGAACGCAAAGGAGGGGAACAGAGUCCAAGAGAUCACUGUGCAGGAACUGGAGAUCUACCUGACUAACAAAAUGGCUGUAGACAAGAAUUUCCAGCUGUUCUAUGAUAACUGCAACUCACCUUCACCUCUUCCUCCCUACCUUAAUUAUGCCAAAUGAUCUGUCUUACCUCCAGAUUAUAGCUUUGCUUGUGGUGUAAAAUGUUUCUUAUUUUCUUCUUUCCUGUAGCUUCUCUGUAUAUUUCUGUACAAUUUUUAGAAUACGAGUUUAAAACUAAGUACUGUUAGAUCUGUAGAAUGUUAAAUUUAGUGUCUUUUGGUGUUAUGCAAUAUCGUUUAAAUAUUUGAGGGCUGGUAAGAUUUAAAGAAAUUAAAAGAAAAUUAAGAGAAAAAGAAAUGUUAAUGUUACAUGUUUUUGGUUUCCACCAAAAUGUUAAGCAGCACAACUAUUUACAUCACUGAUAAUAAUAAGAAAUGAUAAGAAUUGUUUAUUAAGCACCAAAUAAUCAUAUUAAGAAUGAUUUCUGAAGGAUUCUUUGACACUUGACCCUGAAAUAAUGGUUGCUGGAAAUUCAGCUUUUCCAUCACAGGAGUAAAUUACACUUUAUAAAUAAUAAAAUAGUAAUAGACCAAUAAAACAGUUCAUUUGAAAUGUAAUAUUAUUUUACAUUAUGACUGUUUUACAUUAUUUAAAAAAAAGCAGUUUACUGAGCAUAUGAGAUGAAAAUCUAAUAAUACAUAAAAAUCUUACUGGCUUCAUUUUUUAUAGCCCUAUAAAGUAUGACUUAAUUGAUAUUUUAAGGAUAUUUAAGAAAACAAUUGUCAUUUUAAAACAGCGAUUGUCUAAGUAAUUUCUUUCCACCUUUUGUCUAUAAUUAUUGUAUUGUUUUCAUCUUAAUAGUCUCAGUUUACAUACAUGUUUAGUAAUUGACUGAUACCACAUUAAUUUUGGGUUGUGAAAACAAAGAAACCAACAAAAGCUGUCAUGCUUUUUCAACCUAUUUCUAUGGAAUUUUCAUUUUAUUGUUUCAAUAAACUGAUACACAUCAAUAAAAACCCGAGGACAAUU